Molecule: messenger RNA, 2539 nt
Organism: Ruditapes philippinarum (Manila clam)
Lineage: Eukaryota; Metazoa; Mollusca; Bivalvia; Venerida; Veneridae
Exons: 15
Coding region: 577-2136 (519 amino acids)
Source: RefSeq, a predicted model, not a curated record
AGUGAAAAAAGUACUAAAUAAACUUAGUAUUUUUGUUUAACCUACCCAAGCAUGAAAUUAUGCUUCUAAAAUCGUAAAACUAAAAGUAAAACUAAAUGUAGCUACAUGGUGACACCUAAUUUGUUAUUCAAACUUCCUGAUAAAACGGUUAAAACAGGCUACCCUCCCGAAAUAUAGCAAUAAUUUAACGGAACAUAAUUUAAGUUAUAGCCUUAAACAUCAGCAUCUUGUUAAGAAAGAUUUGAUUAAACAUAAUUACAUGGCACGCGGAAAUAUACAAGUUAUAAAUAACUUUUUUUUAAAUAAGGAAGCAAUGAUUUAACAGGAUAAACUUUAUGCAAGAAGAUAAUAAAAAUUCAAUUAUGUGAAGAGUUAAGGAUUGUGUUUCUAAACGAUAAAGAUUCUUGGAUAUAUUUUGAUAAAUUUAUUGAAACAGUUUUAUUUUGCGUUGAAAAUAGAUCAAUAAAUUUGAAUACAGAUGAUCUAACAUAAUAACAUGUGUUGAGUUGCUGCACUCGUAGACCAUGAAUGUAAGCAAGCCCUUACAACAAGGAAAUAACGUUGAAUUAGUGUAAGAUGAUAUCUGUUUACACCAUACUUCUGUUAUGUGUUUGCUCCAGUGGCGCAGCAAAAAGUGGCGGAGGAAUACUACUGAAAAUAGGCCAACAUGGUCUAAAUGAAGCCAUUUCGUACGUCAUGGACAAUGUUCUCAUUCCAUACCUAGAAAACGACCUUAACAUACAAACAUUUAACAUUCCUCUUGGAGCUGCAACAAUACUCAUCGAAAAACUGGGGCUACACACAUUGGAAGGACAGCAUGGUAUGGUAAAUAUCCUAGAUGAUAACAAAAUCAGCAUCAAAGUGGGAUUCUCGAAAAUCGGUCUUAAAGCUAAUCUUACACGUGUAGCGCCCGAUGAUAACAUUUAUGCUCCGGACACAGUUGUUUUCUUUACUGACUGUAACUUGAAAGUUAUAUUUUCGCUUGGUUUGGGAGAAAAGAAGGAUGGAGUUACACUUGAUUCAUGCAAAACUGCCAUUGGAUCAUUUUCUGCGAAAGGCACAUUGGGUGCGGCACUAGAGGGGCUAUUUCUAAUCGGGGGUAGCGCUAGUAUUGCUUCGCUCGUUGAACAGAUUUGUCCCUCUCUUGAAAAUAUCACAAAUGAAAAUCUUGAUGACAUCCUCAGUGUGCAAGAUACAGUGAAAAUUUCAACCAGGAAGCAUGGCGACAUAUCUGUCAACAUGAAACUCUUGUCAGCAUCGACGCAGGCAAAUGACAUUGAAAUGAAAGCGGAGGUUACGACGGGAGCGGAUUCUUUUGUCGGAAAUGUUAGUUUUCCAGGACAUUCACGCAGAAAAACCUCCCGUGCUGCAAAUUUAUUGAUUAAUGACAUUCUUCUUGGAGAAGUGUUUAAAUACGCAAUACAGGUUGAUGUUUUUAAAGGAUUUGAAUUACAGACGACAAUUGGAAAGAAUAACUAUACAAUACAAGUCAACGAAACGUCUAUACAGAGCAGAUUGACGUCAUCAUCAGAGGGCGUGAGCGUUAUAUUGAACGUUACGUUUAAUGUGUACACUGAAUAUCAAUGUCUGGGAUAUCGACUUACAAUGGAUACCGUCACUCCUCUGGUCUUGGGCUUAAAUAACACCUUGAUUCAAGUAGAAACAGAUAAAUACAGGUUACAAAAGCACUUCACUGUGUCAUACUGGAACAAGACGUGUCUUCAAAACAUAGAAAAGCUAGGUGAAAGCAAGAAUGUACAAUGGGAGAUUCUAAGUCAAACAAAUAGUGAAUAUGAAAAACGACUAAUAGGUCAGAGUUUUGAGCUGAAACUCCCAAAACGAAAAUGGUACGGAUUCAAAGAGCCAUGUAUAGAUACAUUAAAAGGUGGGGUUGUUUUUUCGUCAGGUCUGCGGUUUGGUAACGUCAGUGAAGUGGUGGAAGAAGCGUUGAAGCACAAAUACAAUCAGCAUUACAAGACGAACGUAACAGUUUACAUAUAUAGUGAUGGCGAGAAAAUCACGUUUGACGGUAGAAAACCAACGGUAGCUGCCGGUGUUAUCAUAACUUUAAACGUUUAUUUACUGGCCUCCUCAAUAAUUGUAUUUUUAUUUUUCUCAAAGGACUUUGAUUGUUGAAACCAAAUCAACAAAAUUAAAAAAAAUAAAAUCAUUGCUCCCGCUUGAUUGUCUAUGUGAGAAACUCGUUUAUAGGUCUACUAAACUUGAUUGAAUUCGAAAAUUGACUCGAAAGUAAAUGUUUGAGGCAAGGAGGGGGCUUAUGCUUUUGUAAUGUAACUUGUCGGCGACACAUGACUGCUUCAAUAUUGCAAAUAAGCAGGGGAACUUAAAGCACUGAUGUAAAUAAUUAAUUAAGCAUUUUACACAAAUGAAUUUAUACAAUCCAUUACAAAAGCGAAUGUAUGAUAUUGUAAAAUUUAUUUGCAGACAUUUUACUGUUUGAAUUUAUUAUCAUCUUUUAAUGAUUUUAUCUUGUAAUGUUGUAAUAUAUAAGUUGAAAUUAUAAUUUAUGCUAAAAUGA